UUAGGACCGUCAGGGGCUGGGAAGAUAAGGACCUUCUGCUCAGUGGCAGCAUCCGGAAAACCAGAUCAAAGCACAGCUUUCAAAACCUGUGCACAUGAAGGUUUUAUAUUGAUCUGAGAUAGCCCGCUGCCUCUGUAGAGACGUCUGUGGAGAGUGAGGAGACAGAUUUGCAGGGUAAGUUACCUGCCAACAUGCUCCAUUUGCAGAGUUCACAGAUGCUACGGAUGCUGCAAAAAUCCUUAGCACAGAGCCUCCCUGAAUCCUUAAAGGUUUAUGGGACCAUAUUCCAUAUGAACCAGGGAAAUCUCUUCAAUGUGAAGGCUCUGGUGGACAAAUGGCCUGAUUAUAAUACAGUCAUUGUCUGUCCUCAGGAGCAGGAGAUGACGGAUGACCUUGAUCACUACAGCAACAACUACCAGAUCUUCUCCAAGGAUCCCCAGAGCUGCCAGGAGGUCCUUGGGAAGUCGGAGAUCAUCAACUGGAAGCAGCAUUUGCAGAUCCAAAGUACACAGUCAAGCCUGGAUAAGGUGAUACAAAGUCUCGCAGCUGCUAACUUGGUCAAGGUCAAGAGAGCAGAGUGCCUUCUCUACAUGUGGCCAAAGACGGCAAAGAAACUGGUGCCAUCCUUGCUGGCUGCGCAGAACUUAGGUCCUGCCUCAGCGACACCUCAGGUCACUAAUCAAGAGAUGUUUAAAUUCUCCUCCCUGGAGGUUACCCACGCCGCCUUGGUGAAUAAGUUGUGGCAUUUCGGUGGUAAUGAGAGGAGCCAGAGAUUCAUCGAGCGCUGUAUCCGGAACUUCCCCAGCCUCUGUCUGCUAGGACAUGAGGGGACCCCCGUGUCCUGGGCCCUGAUGGACCACACUGGAGAGAUGCGAAUGGGAGGCACUGUGCCUGAGUACCAGGGCCUGGGCCUCGCAUCUUAUGUCAUAUUCACCCUUUCUGAGGCUCUAGUGGAACGUGAAUUCCCUGUGUAUAGCCACACAGACAAAACUAACAAAGCCAUGCAGAAAGCAAAUCGCAAGCUGGAUCAGGUCACCAUGCCCUGCAACUGGAACCAGUGGAACUGCAUGCCCCUCUGAAGUGUGUCCUCAACACUGGGAAGGCACUGAGUGGUCAGUGGGACUGCCGUGUUGCUGCACCCAAAUUAUACUGCUGGUAAUUUCUCUUGCUGUGCAAAAUCUUUUUAAUAGGAUAAAAUCCCAGUUGUUGAUCAUUGUAUUAUUUCCUGUG
Molecule: messenger RNA, 1230 nt
Organism: Octodon degus (degu)
Lineage: Eukaryota; Metazoa; Chordata; Mammalia; Rodentia; Octodontidae
Product: glycine N-acyltransferase-like
Exons: 7
Coding region: 192-1079 (295 amino acids)
Cellular component (GO): mitochondrion
Molecular function (GO): glycine N-acyltransferase activity
Source: RefSeq, a predicted model, not a curated record